CACAAACAUAUGAAUAUUUUCCCCCUUUCUUGAUGUUUUUCCCUUUCUCUUUGUUUGACAGGAACAUCGGCAGCCAUUUGUCUAUUAACAAGAGCGUGGACGCCUGCAUCGGGUCAGACAGUCACGUGACCUCGUUAGAGCACGUCCAAGCCCGGCUCACUCUGUCCUACAACCGGAGGGGAAACCUGGCCAUCCACCUCAUUAGUCCUGCCGGUACACGCUCCACUCUGCUCCACCCCAGGCCUCAUGAUUACUCAUCGGAGGGUUUUAAUGACUGGGCUUUCAUGAGCACCCACUCCUGGGACGAGAACCCCAGCGGGGCGUGGACGCUGGAGAUUGAGAACGUGGCCGGUGCCAGCGACUACGGCACUCUAACCCAGUUCGUCCUGGUGCUGUACGGUACCGGCUCAGCAUCUUCCAGCUCCUCUGAGAAGUCUCAGCCUCUCAACGGCAACUGCAAGACCUUGGAUCUGAGGCAGAUAUGCAUCGAGUGCAACGGCGGCUACUACCUCUUCCAGCAGAGCUGUGUGAAACAGUGUCCACCAGGCUUCUCAGUGGGCUCCCAGCCUGUCAACUACACAGUGGGAAACUCCAUACCACCAGCGUCCGUCCCCGCCUGCCUGCCCUGCCUGCCGCCCUGCCUGACCUGCAGCAGCCUCAGCCCUCAGGCCUGCCUGUCCUGCCCUCCUCACAGCUCCCUGGACCCCAUUUCUGGAACCUGCCUGCACCUCAACCAGUUCAUGCGCGAGACCACCGGCAGCUUCAUGGUGAGCCAGGGCAGCACGAGAGCACAGCUUCAGCUCAGCUCCAAGCUGCCCAUCACCAUCGCCGUGCUCAGCUGCAUCGCCAUCAUCGCCACCUUCGCCGGCAUCUUCCUGCUGCUGCAGCUGCGCUCAGGCGCGCUCAUCAAGCUGCCCUCCCUGGAGGCCGGCGGUGGCCUCGGGGGCAGCUUCAGCCUCGGGGGGAAUAGGGUGGUGUCGUACCGCGGCAUCCCGACAGUCUGGGGGGAUGACGGGGUGAACACAGACUCCGAAAAUGAAGAGUUUGACGUCCAGAAUGAGAGGACUGCCUUUAUCAAAACACAAAGUGCUCUUUAAUGCCUCCCCCACGUCCCUCUUUUCUCUUCUGCUUUUAAAAUCUUCUCACCCUCAUUUGUCUGAUAAUUCAGGGCUGUGGUAACUGUCUGUUCACAGUCUUUGCUGGUUUUUAUCUUCUCAUUCAUUUUUUUUUUUUUUCUUUUCCUUUCUCCGUCUUAUCGGAUUCUCAUCUGAGCCCCGUUCUGGGAUCUGGUCUUCCACUCUGCUGUGGGAGACCUGAUGGGAAGCUGCUGUCUCUCAAAGCUCUGGAUGGCCUGAGCUUUGCUCUAUUCACACUUGGGCGCAUUUCUAUUAAACUGGCUCUCUCCCUCCUCUUGCCCUCAAUCACGAACAGUGUCUGUCUGUGCAGAGUCCAUUUUCCCCUCCAGCUCCAG
Stegastes partitus (bicolor damselfish) is the source of this 1471-nucleotide messenger RNA. RefSeq names its product furin-like. The transcript has 4 exons. Bases 33 to 1097 code for a protein of 354 amino acids. Lineage: Eukaryota; Metazoa; Chordata; Actinopteri; Pomacentridae. Gene Ontology annotation, molecular function: serine-type endopeptidase activity. The record is from RefSeq and is a predicted model, not a curated record. Gene Ontology annotation, biological process: peptide hormone processing. Gene Ontology annotation, cellular component: trans-Golgi network; Golgi membrane.